Haliotis rubra (blacklip abalone) is the source of this 1119-nucleotide messenger RNA. RefSeq lists its product as uncharacterized. The coding region runs from base 247 to 933 and encodes 228 amino acids. The record is from RefSeq and is a predicted model, not a curated record. NCBI's taxonomy places the organism in Eukaryota, Metazoa, Mollusca, Gastropoda, Lepetellida, Haliotidae. The transcript is spliced from 8 exons.
AACUCGGAUCAUCAACCCAUGGCAAGUCGGCAUCGGGUUCUGUUGUUUGGGAUGACUGUGUUACCUACUGUAGUUGCUGGUUAACUACUGAAAUAGUGGUCACGUACUGUUAGUGUCAAUUACCGUGACCUCUGCUACUGCUGCUGGUGUUGUCUUUGUACUGUUGCCGGCGUUGGUGUCUGCUGCUGUUGUGUGUCGUGGCUGUCGGUGUUGUAGAUGACGCUGUAGUCACGACGUCGUGAUGUUAUGAUGAGAGCAGGUGUGUUUGUUGUACUGUGUCUGUCAACAUGUGUGGUGUCGAGGAGAGAAGACAUCAUGAGGGAGGCUGGACAUAUGCACAACAAUGGGAUGUACGUGUUCAACUCAACGUUCAGGGCGUAUAACAAGACCUCGAUGAUUGACUACAGUUUCCAGUUCCCUACCAACACCUACAACCCCGACAUGACGCUGAUGAUCUUCAGACUGGCUGAUUUUGAGGCAGAUCAGACCUUGGCUAAAGGCAUGGGUUACCAAGAUGCACUUAACAAGUCAGUAUGGCACUACGACAUCCUGGUACAUGCCCCCGGCAGCAACUGCGACACCGACAGACCAGUAACCUGCAAUGACGUAAUUGACAUGUACCUACCUACGAAAGACAGGUAUAGAUGUGCCAUUGGUAACAUGGAUGGAACGGCCAUCUGGAUCACCCGCUACAAGAUAUGGAUGUACCUGGAGCUGGAAGAACGCAAGUUUCAGAGAGACUACGGGGAACUAGCCUUUGGUGUUGUAAUGUUCGUCAUGUUUGUCGCCACUAUCCUGGCCAUUAUGUUUGGUCUCCUACUGGAACUGUUGCGAAAAUAUACACGGAAAUCUCACCAAGAGGAAGUGUUCACAGACGAUAUAUCUUUAACGGAAUACAAUGAUAUGGACACUGAACCAGAGAUGACCAUAUAAACAUCCACUUAUUGACACAGAGUCAUGGCUGUGCUUGGAAGUCCGAGUCAGAACUACUGACAAUAGAGGACUGACAGAACUAGCAAUUAUACGUUUUUAUAUUGAUACAAUGAAAGUUUUUAUUCUCGCAACAAAAACUUCCGCAUCUCCACAUACUUUUGUAAAUAAAAGUGUUUGUUAAAGGAA